This is a messenger RNA of Polychytrium aggregatum, 1489 nucleotides long. RefSeq lists its product as uncharacterized. Gene Ontology annotation, biological process: D-xylose metabolic process. The transcript is spliced from 3 exons. The coding region runs from base 22 to 1248 and encodes 408 amino acids. Gene Ontology annotation, cellular component: cytoplasm. Lineage: Eukaryota; Fungi; Chytridiomycota; Chytridiomycetes; Polychytriales. The record is from RefSeq and is a predicted model, not a curated record. Gene Ontology annotation, molecular function: UDP-glucuronate decarboxylase activity; NAD+ binding.
GCCUCGCCCUCCAUCUGCCCAAUGUCCCCGGUCUCCAAGAAGCUCAAGACAUCGCCAUCCAUGCAGCUCGAUCCCAGUCCCAGCGCCAAGGCCCUGCCGGCCCUCACCCCCACCUCGGCCCCCGGCCAGCGAGUCACCCACGUCGGCAGCCCUGAAACCAAGAACCACUUUGCCCUCGACCGCCUGCGUCCGCUCUACCUCAACCCGCCCACCGCCAUCGGCCGCACCAUCACCGACGAAGCCCACGAGUAUAUCCAGUUCGACACCCAGCGCACCUUCCCUCCUGUACUCAAGCUCAAGAACUCGGAGCAGCUGCGCAUCCUCGUCACCGGCGGCGCCGGCUUUGUCGGCUCGCACCUUGUCGAUCGCCUCAUGCUCAUGGGCCAUCAGGUCAAGUGCCUCGACAACUUCUUCACCGGCAACACCAAGAACAUCCUGCACUGGGUUGGACACCCCAACUUUGAGCUCAUCCGCCACGAUGUCGUCGAGCCCAUCCUCGUCGAGGUCGAUCGCGUCUAUCAUCUGGCCUGUCCUGCCUCGCCUCCCCACUAUCAGUACAACCCCAUCAAGACCGUCAAGACGAGCGUCAUGGGCACCAUCAACAUGCUCGGCUUGGCCAAACGUGUCAAGGCCCGCUUCCUGCUGACCUCCACGUCCGAGGUCUACGGCGAUCCCGACCAGCAUCCUCAGUCCGAGAGCUACUGGGGCAACGUCAACCCUAUUGGCCCCCGUGCCUGCUACGACGAGGGCAAGCGUGUCGCCGAGACGCUGACCUACGCCUAUGCCAAGCAGGACAAGGUUGAUGUCCGUGUCGCCCGAAUCUUCAACACCUUUGGUCCGCGCAUGAACGAGAACGACGGCCGCGUCGUCUCCAACUUCAUCAUCCAGGCCCUCAAGGGCGAGGACCUGACCAUCUACGGCGAAGGCGACCAGACCCGCUCGUUCCAGUAUGUGCAUGAUUUGGUCGACGGCCUGAUCGCGCUCAUGGAGUCCAACUACUCCGAGGGCCCCGUCAACAUUGGAAACCCCGACGAGUGCACCAUCCGUCACUUUGCCGAGGUCAUCAAGGAGAUGGUCCAGUCCAAAUCCAAGAUCAUCAAGCUCCCCCCCACCGAGGACGACCCCAGACGACGCAGACCCGACAUCUCUCGGGCCAAGAAAGUGCUGGGCUGGGAGCCCAAGUUCUCGGUCCGCCAGGGUAUCGAGGAGACGGUCGACUACUUCCGAUCCAUCAUCAACGACAUUUAAGCCACUCGCGUGGCUCUCUGUUGCUACACUUGCUCGUUCUGAACCCUUACUUUCUUGCUUUGAGCGCCGCUGUGUGGCCUUUCGUUCUCUGGAUCGGCCAAUCUGGUCUCGAUGGCUUGCUUUGGCCAAACCAUUGAUCCAUUAGCGGGAUACAGCGUUUCCAAAAUGAAAUGGGACACCCCCGUUUUGAGCCAUGAGAGUGCUUUUUCUGGAACCUGAAUACACCCACCCACUCAUCGCA